AUGCUGAGCGGCCGGCAGCAGCAGCAGCAGCAGGUGGACGCCGCCCCCGCCGCCCGCGGGCGCUGCCCCUGGCCGGCGCCGCCCGCGACGCGCCGGCAGGCCUCGCUGUGCCGCCGCGAGCCGGCGCUGCCCGCCGUGCUGCUGGAGGCCCGCGGACGAGCGCUCGACGGCUGCCGCGCCGCCUUCCGAUACGACCGCUGGAACUGCUCCCUCACCAUAGCCGGACAGUCCGUCUUCGCCAAGCAGUUCCGCGAGACGGCGGCGCUGCAGGCGGUGUCUGGGGCGGCGCUGGCGGACGCCGUGUCCCGGGCGUGCGCGCGCGGCCAGUUGAGGCGCUGCGGCUGCCCCGCGACGGUGGUGCAGGAGCAGCUGGAGGAGACGUGCCGCUGCCACGGCGUGUCGGGGUCCUGCGCGGCCAAGACGUGCUGGCGGCGGCUGGCGCCCUUCCCGCGCACCGCGGACGCGCUGCGCCGCCGCUACCUGUCGGCCCGGCUGCUGCUCGUCCCCAACUCGCACCGCGACCUGCGACGCGCCCACAGGACACUCGGCUGGUCUGGCAGGCAGCUGCAGCUGUUGUACCUGGAUGAGACACCGCCAUUGUGCAGCUGGACGCGUGGGCGCCGCUGCUCGGAUGCCGACAACUGUGCCAUGCUGUGCUGUGGCCAUGGCUUCCACACCGUACGCAGGCCCCUAGCACACAAGUGUCGAUGCCAUUGGCUGCAUGAGCGGCUGUUGUGCGACUGGUGCCGCCACAGCCGCACCUACUACUUCUGCGAGUAAUCAUCUGUCACAAUGGUGCAUCUCCAAAAGUGUUUUGCAUGUGUGUGUGUGUGUGCCAGAAGCACCUGUGUCAAAAUUUCUGUUCC
Schistocerca serialis cubense is the source of this 866-nucleotide messenger RNA. Its product is annotated as protein Wnt-4-like. Gene Ontology annotation, cellular component: extracellular region. Gene Ontology annotation, biological process: cell fate commitment; neuron differentiation; multicellular organism development. The transcript is spliced from 4 exons. NCBI's taxonomy places the organism in Eukaryota, Metazoa, Arthropoda, Insecta, Orthoptera, Acrididae. The record is from RefSeq and is a predicted model, not a curated record. The coding region runs from base 1 to 780 and encodes 259 amino acids. Gene Ontology annotation, molecular function: cytokine activity; frizzled binding.